Messenger RNA from Cylicocyclus nassatus, 240 nucleotides. The record is from the annotation of a GenBank genome assembly. Lineage: Eukaryota; Metazoa; Nematoda; Chromadorea; Rhabditida; Strongylidae.
AUGGUUAUCAGGAUCAAAACACAAAUUUCUAGCUUCUACAUCGAGCUUGGCGAAAACGAAAAGGAACGCCAGAAGAAAUUAGACGAGUUGUUAGCCGAUUUUGAUUUAUACAAAUCCGAAAUACUAAAAGGGAUGCAGCUUGCCUUGAGGGAUAUCAGAUCUUACGAAUACGACAUGGAAAAAAACAGUGGCUGUCACACGCGAAAAGAAGAAGAACAGCACCAGAAACUAACCCAGUGA